Molecule: messenger RNA, 928 nt
Organism: Pistacia vera
Lineage: Eukaryota; Viridiplantae; Streptophyta; Magnoliopsida; Sapindales; Anacardiaceae
Exons: 7
Coding region: 1-780 (259 amino acids)
Source: RefSeq, a predicted model, not a curated record
AUGCAGAGACUUGAAAGGGGCAAAAAUGGUGGAGAUGUUAAAAUUGUUUUCGUGCGAGGGAGCACAAGAAAAGAAGAAGCUAAAAGCGGUAGUAAACAUGGCAACGACACCGUUGUUUCGGAACAAGUACUGGGUUCUAAGGCACGGCAAAAGCAUUCCAAACGAGAAAGGACUUGUAGUUUCUUCAUUGGAAAAUGGAACGCGUCUGAGUAUCAAUUGGCAUCAGAAGGUGUCAAUCAAGCUCAAUUGGCUGGAGAAUUAUUCCUGAAGGAAUUGAAUGAAAAUAACAUACCACUAGAAAAUGUCCGCAUAUGCUAUUCUCCAUUUUCCAGGACAACUCACACGGCUAAAGUUGUGGCAUCUGUUUUGAAUAUCCCAUUUGAAGGUCCUCAAUGUAAGGUGAUUGAAGAUCUCCGGGAACGUUUCUUUGGUCCUACAUUUGAACUUAUGUCACAUGAUAAAUAUGCAGAGAUAUGGGCUCUUGAUGAGAAAGAUCCAUUUAUGAGACCAGAAGGCGGAGAAAGUGUCAAUGAUGUGGCUUCUAGACUUGCAAGUGCUAUGGUGUCGAUUGAAUCAGAAUUUCAAGGGUGCUCAAUUUUGGUUGUCAGCCACGGUGAUCCCCUGCAAAUCUUGCAGACACUACUGAAUGCAGCUAAGGAGAUCACAGGACCGAAUGUCAAUGGCUUGGACUCAAGAAUUCAAGCUGUCCGAGUCCCUAAAAUCUUGUCACAGCAUAGAAAAUGUUCUUUGCUCACUGGAGAACUCCGGGCAGUUGUAUAGUGUGCUCUUUGCAGUGUCUUUCAGGAACGUAAAACCAUUGCUUAGGUCACGGAAUUAUAAUAAUUGGCAUUUCAUGGCUUAGAAUGAAAUUCAGUCUAACAUUCAUUCAAUAGAAUAAGAUAGGUAGCCUGAACAAGAUUAGAACGAA